Molecule: messenger RNA, 3611 nt
Organism: Varroa destructor (honeybee mite)
Lineage: Eukaryota; Metazoa; Arthropoda; Arachnida; Mesostigmata; Varroidae
Product: transducin beta-like protein 3
Biological process (GO): endonucleolytic cleavage in 5'-ETS of tricistronic rRNA transcript (SSU-rRNA, 5.8S rRNA, LSU-rRNA); endonucleolytic cleavage to generate mature 5'-end of SSU-rRNA from (SSU-rRNA, 5.8S rRNA, LSU-rRNA)
Cellular component (GO): 90S preribosome; small-subunit processome; nucleolus
Molecular function (GO): U3 snoRNA binding; protein binding
Source: RefSeq, a predicted model, not a curated record
UCUAGUUUGUAAUGAAAAAGAUGAACAUAUACAUUUUGUGGCAUUUUGGUUUGGUUUGAAACACAUUACUAGUAGAGAUUCGUGGAUCCACAGAAAAACGCCAAGAUACUGAGAAAACGCCUAGUGAAAUUUAUUAUUUGACAGGUUGAACUACUCUGUAGCACGAUGUAGAUUAAACACUGUGAUCAGUAAACCCCAGCCGGCUUAUUCUUCGUGUUUGGCCUUUAAGCGUGGCGCUGUUUCUCCAAACAAUCUGCAGGCGGUUUCUCUCACAGAUGACCGUUCUCGGUGAUGCGUUCAUUCAUAGUUUUGUUUGGUUUAUAGCGGGCACGUGUGCCCGAUGACGGUGGCUUUGGGAUGGGUUUGUGCUAAUUUUGACCGUCGUGUGUUUGGUCGAACGCGCAUAACUACUGCUGUUCAUUCUGCUGUAACAAUUGAUUGCGUUAGUUAACUCGAAUGACUCUGCCAGUGUGCAAAUAUGUCGAAGGCCACUUUAAAAGAAGUUUUGCGUGUGGAACGCAGGAUUGGCGCGUUCUAUUCUGGCGGCACAGUGCUGUGGAGUUUUAAUGGAGAAAAGCUUUUUUGCCAAGCCGGCUCGGCACUCAAUCAGCUAAACGUCGAAGAUGGUAAAGUGGAAAAAACUUUUGAGCUGGGCAUAGAAGAGGACAUCACUGCGGUAACCAUCUCACCGGACGAUCAGUUGCUCAUUGUAGCCUCAAAGAAAGAUUUGUUGCGACAGUUUAACUGGAAAGAAUCGGGUGUUGAAGUGCAACGAAACUGGCGAGCUAUGCUAAAGACACCCAUCGUUCAACUGGAGUUCGACGUCAAUAGCCGUCUUCUUGCGUCGGGCAGUACUGACGGAGCUCUUAAAGUGUGGGACGUGGUCUCGAAAUACUGCACACACAACUUUAAAGGUGCGUCAGGUCUAUUCACAGUACUGCGCUUUCACCCGAAAAAGCAUUUGCUUUAUGGGGCAACGAGCCAUGAUGGAAGUCUGUUCUGCUGGAGUUUGAAGGAUUCGGCGCUUGUUCAACGACUAGAUGCACACACUUCGGUGAUUACCGAUCUGCAGUUUAUUGACAGUAAGAAGGCUCUGACUUCCUCUCGGGACAAGGUCGUGGUACUGUGGGAUCUUGAGGAAGCUCAGAAGAUUCGUAGCAUUCCUGUGUAUGAGUGUGUCGAAAAUCUACUCCUACUGAAAGCAGGAGAUGCUGGUUUCUCGGAGGACCAUUUUGUUACCGUGGGAAACCGAGGCAUCCUGAGAGUGUGGCAUGCCGCAAGUGGCAAAUGCGUCAAAGAACAACCCGGCGAACAAGCCGCGGUAUUAGCGUCUGAAACAGACACUGUUGUCGUAAAGGGCAUGUUUAACCGCGCCAAGGGCCUUAUGGCGGUCGUGACGUAUGAGCAAAACAUCGUAUUUUACGAUUCCGAAACGAUGGAAGCAACGAAACGGCUAAUUGGAAAUAAUGACCAAAUUUUCGAUCUCGCGCUAAUUGGUAGCGACGAACGACUUUUGGCAAUUUGUACGAAUUCGCCAUUCAUCAAGGUUAUGGACCGCGAUAGCAGCCAUACAUCGCUGCUGAAAGGUCAUACCGACAGUGUGCUCUGCAUGGCUGUGGCUAAAGCUUACCCAAAUCUGCUUGUAUCGGGAAGCAAGGAUCAUGAAGUGCGCGUGUGGAGUUGUCAACGAGGAGAGAUGAAAAGCGUAGCAAAGGGAGCUGGCCAUAGUCAUUCGGUCGGUGCAGUGGCUGUUUCCAAACUGAAGGCCGAUCCUAAAGGUAAUCUUCAAGUGGUAUCUGGUGGUGAAGAUACCACGUUGAAGCUCUGGCUAUAUAAUCUCGAUAGCAGCAAGAUGACAUGCGAACAUACCGUUAAAGCGCACGAUAAAGAUAUUAUGUCGAUCGAUAUUAGUUGGAAUGACGCUAUCAUUGCAACCGGAUCACAGGAUAAGUCUGUGAAGCUAUGGAACAGUAGUGAUUUGUCCCAGGUAGGUGUGUUGAGGGGACACCGACGUGGCAUUUGGAGCGUCUGCUUCUCUUCGCAUGAACCAAUUAUAGCGUCGUCUUCAACCGAUACCACUGUGAAGUUGUGGUCCGUUGACGAGCUGACAUGUCUGCGGACAUUCGAAGGUCACGAGUGCUCGGUUUUGCGGGUGCUCUUUAUUGCUGAGAGCCAACAGCUAUUGACGGCAGGUGCAGAUGGAAAUCUUAAAAUCUGGACUAUCCGAACCAACGAUUGUGCGGCCACAUUCGACGGUCACGAUGGUCGAAUAUGGGCACUGGUCGCGUCCGAGGACGAAAUGACCUUUGUGUCGGGAGCGGCCGACUCAACCAUUAACGUAUGGAAGGACUUUACCCUAAAAGAGAAGGAAGCCGCGCUCGAGAAACAUGAAAAACUACUUCUCGAAGAACAGACACUGAUGAAUUUGAUGCAGCAGCGUAAUUGGUCGAAGGCGCUUAAGUUGGCCUUGAAUCUUGAGCAUCCCCAACGUACGCUUAAUAUUAUCAAGGCGAUCUUGUAUGAUGAUAACGGGCCGGAGAAGCUUCGCAAAGCAUUGAUUAGCCUCGAAGACUUCCAGGCGAAUACUCUGAUCACAUUUUGCGUCACAUGGAACACAAACGCUAGACACUGUUUUGCGGCGCAGUUGGUCUGCCGGGAAAUUUUGAGCAAAGCCAAAGCAUCCGUUCUUCUAGAGAAAUUGAGCGGACUGAAAGAGAAUUGCGAAGGACUUAUACCUUACACGGAAAGGCAUCUCGAGCGUUUGACACAUUUAGAGCAGCAAUCGAUGAUCCUUGAAUAUAUGCUAAAUAGCAUGCGUGUGACAGGGACGUUUCGUUGAACUAACCGCAUAAUAAUUUCCUCUGUAUAUAUCAAUAUAUAAUGCUAUGCUUUUAAUCAGCUUUAUUUAACUACGCAAAACAUAUGUUUCUAGAUGUAUGGAAUAAUAAAACUGAGCUACGUCGAACCGGUUUUUUUUUUCUAUACGUUUUGGCAGUGGUUCGAUAGAAAACCGAAUCCAACUGUAACGGCAACUAAACAGCUACGUGUAUGAAAUAUCCUAAGUUUAUUAUUUGAUUAAGUUUCAUAUUUUUUGUCAACGGUUGUCACAGUUGGCAAGCUUGCGACGAACCUACUUAUUUUUUUUGUGUUUAUGGCCUAACUCAUUCACCUUGGUUUUUGUAGGCAAAUACCUGCCAUAGCGUACAUGCGAAUUGCCCAAAUCGCAGUCUCUAUUUUACAAAUAUUAUUAUCCACUCACAAUUUAGUUAAUGCAAUGCUAUCACGUAAUACACAUGUUAUGGUUGUUUUUGUUGACACGCGUUGGCUAGUCAUAAAUAGUCGUCAAUGCAAUGAGCAUAAAGCUGUGAAUGAAGUAUGAAACCAGCGCAUUUUUUCAAUGCAGGCAAAAAUUUCCAGUUGGAAAUAAUAAUAACAAUCAAAUUUUUAUGGAUCUUAAAUUUGUUUAAACAGCAGAUAUGUAGAUGUUCUUGCAUAGGUACGUUUAGGUUCGUUUACGACGCUGGCCAUGUAGUAUUUCGCGUAAAAAUUAGAACGAAAAUAACACACUCUAGAGAGACCUUCCAAAUGAAGCUUCGCCAUGGGAGACUCUA